Messenger RNA from Lasiodiplodia theobromae, 1986 nucleotides. Its product is annotated as AAA family ATPAse. NCBI's taxonomy places the organism in Eukaryota, Fungi, Ascomycota, Dothideomycetes, Botryosphaeriales, Botryosphaeriaceae. The transcript is spliced from 2 exons. The coding region runs from base 1 to 1986 and encodes 661 amino acids. The record is from RefSeq and is a predicted model, not a curated record. Gene Ontology annotation, molecular function: ATP binding; ATP hydrolysis activity.
AUGGCGCGCCCUUCCAACUCCCAGGUCGACAUCCACGCGACCAAAGGCACGCAAUACCUGCCUGCGGGCACCAUGGCUCGCAUCCGUGACCUCUACCAAACGAAGCCGGACAGCAAAGGAAAGGUCUCCUGGACUACGACUUACCCUGAUGACCUCGAGGAGCCCCCAGAGAACGCCGAGGCGGCUCAGUAUGCUCUGAUUGUCCGUCAUACGAAAUGCUAUGACGGCCGAAAGAAGCUUCGCGUCGCAUCCAUGGUUAUCCAGAGCCCGCGGCUCAAACAGGUGCUGGGCAGGGUGUUUGACAAGUACCCAGGCGUCACCACCAGCCUCGAGCGCUUGGAAUUCGCCGCCCCUUUCAAGCCGUUCGUUCAUCGCUGGGAGAAAUUCAUCGAGGCACGUGCAAACGAGACUGACCCGGAGACCAAAGAGCAUGUCCAGCUUCUUUGGGCUGUCCUUGAGGAAGAGCUUCGCGACACCAUUGCCGAGAAGCGUGACCUCCUCUCCAAUGGCGUCAUCACUUACCAGGCUGUUUGGACCAUCUUCGAGCCCGGCGUCACCGUCUACAACAACGACGACGGCGUUGACCGCGCAUAUUCCCUGUCCGACGGCUCGUACUCCUGUGAUCCGCCACAGUUCAAUCUAGCCGUCAGAUCUAUCGACUGGGACGGCGAACAGUUUGGAUACGUCAACAGCUGCCUGGAAAUCCCUUGCUUUUCGGGAACCCGGCCCAUCACAAGCUUACCCGUUCAUCCUCUUCAUUACCAUCCAAACCUCAAGCAGGUGAAGAAAAGUCUGAUCGCUCGCGGCCGGCUUUUCGAGGCUUACAAAGGCUUUCACUUCAAGUCGUACGAAGGUGUUUGCGUGGGAUACGGCCCUUGGGGACCUACCCGAUUCAGCAUCAAUGGUCGCGUCAUCAUUGACACCUACGCCUUCAACCGCUUCAACCCGAACAAGAAAGUUCGCGUGAGCCGACUCAAGGCAGAUGACAUGCAGCCACUUGGCUCUUCCGACGAGUUCGACUCGGACUACGACGACUACUCGGAUGAUUCCGCGUCCGAUGAUGGGAUUGGAAUAACCGAGCCAUGGCCACCAAUGCCUGAAGGAAACACUGAUCUCUGCAUGGGAGAGGAGCAGUUCCUGAUAUGCACCGACAUUCUCCGGGGCUACUCUCUCAGGGACAAGAAGUGGAUGAAAUUCCCCAUUGGAGGCAUCAAGGAAAUUGACUGGAACGAGCAAGCCUUUGACUCGCUCGUUGCGCCGCCUGAACAGAAAGAUCUCAUUCUUGCUUUUGCUCAGACCCAGGCGAAGAACAAAGACUGCUUCGACGAUGUCAUCUCUGGCAAGGGCCGCGGAAUCAUCAUGCUGCUCUCUGGCCCACCUGGUGUUGGAAAGACGCUGACAGCCGAGUCGGUGGCCGAAGUCAUGAAGGUUCCCCUUUACGUAAUGAGUGCCGGUGACCUGGGAACCAAGCCAUCCGAGGUCGAAUCCGCACUCUCCAACAUCCUGGAGAUGAACACCAAAUGGAACUCCAUUCUUCUCCUCGAUGAAGCCGAUGUCUUCUUGGAAGCACGUUCCACACACGAUCUGGAACGCAACAAGCUGGUUUCUAUCUUCCUGCGGCUUCUUGAAUACUAUUCCGGCAUCCUGUUCUUGACGACCAACCGUGUCGAGAACAUUGACGCGGCGUUCGAGUCAAGAAUCCACCUCUCGCUUCAGUAUGAGGACCUGGACCUUGCUUCCCGCCGCCAUGUCUGGUCUUCGUUUGUGGAUCGCAUUGCAAACGCUGCACCAUUUGCAGAGGAAGAGCUAGACCGUCUGGCUGAACAAAACAUGAAUGGUCGCCAGAUCAAGAACGUUUUGAAGACCGCGCAGCUUCUGGCGACAAAGCAGGAGGAGCCGUUGUGUUUCACACACGUCAGCACCGUAAUCAGACUUCGGGAAGCCAACGCAUCGCUGAAGAAUGGCUUGACGAAUGGAAAGGCUUGA